Molecule: messenger RNA, 2188 nt
Organism: Bufo gargarizans (Asiatic toad)
Lineage: Eukaryota; Metazoa; Chordata; Amphibia; Anura; Bufonidae
Product: nicotinamide N-methyltransferase-like
Exons: 4
Coding region: 16-786 (256 amino acids)
Cellular component (GO): cytosol
Molecular function (GO): N-methyltransferase activity
Source: RefSeq, a predicted model, not a curated record
UUUAAAUUCGUAAGAAUGGGAUUCCUUAUCACAUUUUCAACCAGAACCCAAGUGAGGCAGAUCGUCUUCUUCGGAGAAGACAAUAACAUGGAGACCUCAUACUCUGAACAGAUGUACAUAAAUGAAUUUGAUCCUGUAGUCUACUACCAGACAUACUAUUCUGCGGGGAAAGAAGGCAUCGCUACAGAAUGGACAGACUUUGCCUUACAGAAUCUGCAUGAAAUAUUUUGUUCAGGUGUGAAAGGAGACAUACUAAUUGACUUCGGAGCUGGACCCGGAUUUUAUCAUCUGUUCUCUUCUUGUGAAGUGUUCAACAGCAUCAUAACCUCAGAUUUUCUUGAGCAAAACCGAGAGCAAUUGGAAAAAUGGCUGAAAAAGGACCCAGCUGCUUUAGACUGGUCUCAUUUUGCCAAAUACGUGUGUGAACUGGAAGGUAACAGAGAUAACUGGGAAAAAAAGGAAGAAACGCUGAGGAGAAAAAUAUCCAAAGUGUUGAAGUGUGAUGCUCUUGCGGAGAAGCCAUUUGACGUACCUAUGCCAGAAGCUGACUGUCUGAUUAGCUGUCUCUGCAUAGAAAAUGUUUGUCAAGACCGGGAAGCUUUCAUCAAUGUAUUGCAAAAGCUUAAGGAGCUGCUUAAACCCGGUGCUCACAUUAUAAUUCAGGCUCUACUUGGAACCUUGUUAAGAUCCAGCCAUGCGGGGGCGGAGCCUGCAGCCGUGCUGAAUAGCCGUGUGAAAACAGAGCUCCGUUGUAAAAGUGCCCUUACAGCCUGGAUUUCAGCGUGAUUCGGCCUAACUAUGGUGAAGAUCGGAGGCUCUAAAGCAGGGGAAUCUGCCGCUCAAGCGAAACCUGCUAUAUCAAGCGGCAAUAUGGACAAGUUUAUAAAAAAAGUCUGCAGCUACCUACGCCAACAGAGAAGCUAAGAUGGCGCCGGCGUCUCCACAUGCGGCCAGCAGAAAACAAGGAGACUCGUCUCUCGGCGCACAAGGAGGUGAGGAUGAUUCUGACACCCUCCCGAUCUCCCGUUCUUACCUCAGAGACACUCUGACUGCUUCGCUGGCGUCUGCGCUGGAACCAAUAAGCACUGAUAUCGGCGCGAUAAAACAGGACGUUCGCCUUAUAGGCCGUAGAGUGGAGGUGCUGGAAGAGACACAAAUAGCCCUGUUAGACCAUCAAACGGCAGUGGCACAAAAGUUGCAAGCAGUACAAUUGAAUCUGAACUCAAUCUACAGCUCCUUAGAAGAUCAGGAGAACAGAGGCCGCCGCAACAACCUUCGCUUUAGAGGGAUACCUGAAACAGUUGCCCAGGGAGACAUCCCCAACACUAUAGUACAAAUAUGCUCUUCCCUGCUGGGCCCUGAUUCAGUACAUGAGAUUUUGCUAGAAAGAGCUCACAGAGCCUUGAAGCCCAAGCCUGCCCCUUCAGCACCACCCAGAGAUGUCAUCUGCAAAUUUCUAAGCUAAUUAAAGCCAGAGAUAUGCAAGUGGUGCAGUGGGAUGGCCAUGAGAUCCUUGUCUUUCAGGACUUAGCUCAAUCCACAUUGAGGAAAAGAAGAACCCUUAAGCCAUUAACAGAUUGGCUCAGGAGGAACAACACCAUGUACAGAUGGACUUUUCCCUUUGGCCUCACAUUUGUUUAUGAUGGCCGCAGGAUGUCUAUUUCUUCUUAUCUGGAUCUGGACUCAGUCUACAAACAUCUGAACAUCGCUCCACUGGAUAUCCAGGACUGGGACCCAGUUCAAGAUUUAUGCGGACUACCUGCUCUCCCUCCUAUUGAAGCUUAGGACAAACAACAUACACCCAAACAGCAAAGAAACAGAAGAGGAAACCAGAAAACCACCCCGAGAAGACUUCCUAUGGGAGAAUAAUAAUCCACCAAUAUACAGAUGGUCAUGAGGUCUCGUAUUAUCUGGACUUUCUCCACCCACUGCAAUAUCUCCCUCUCUUUAUUUCCAUUUUUGUCCUAUUUUUCUCCUUCUUGCUAUUGAUAUCUAUAUCCCCUCCUCGGUCUAACCGGACCACCCUCUUGGUAUAAGAGCACUGAAACUGAACUGUUUUCUUUCCCCUACCUUUCCACUAGAAUAUUAUUUCACAUUCCUACUUCUAUCCUACACUUAUAUCUAAUUUUUUCUUUAUUCCACCCUAUUUUAUUUCAGUCCGCCCCACCGCAGUGACAGAAUAUUUUUU